Messenger RNA from Anopheles arabiensis, 1538 nucleotides. It is a transcript of the gene parvin, whose product is annotated as beta-parvin. Gene Ontology annotation, molecular function: actin binding. The record is from RefSeq and is a predicted model, not a curated record. The transcript is spliced from 4 exons. Lineage: Eukaryota; Metazoa; Arthropoda; Insecta; Diptera; Culicidae. Bases 94 to 1191 code for a protein of 365 amino acids. Gene Ontology annotation, cellular component: focal adhesion; actin cytoskeleton; cytoplasm. Gene Ontology annotation, biological process: cell projection assembly; substrate adhesion-dependent cell spreading; establishment or maintenance of cell polarity.
GUCAGUUUGGUGCAGCUGCUGUUGACACAAACUCGGGACGGGGAGAAACAAAAAAACAUCAAACCCAGGCAAAGUGCAACCAAAACCCUCGGAAUGUCCACACUAACGCGUCCAAAAUCCCCCCGAACUCCCACUUCCGGGCGGGCCGAUAAGGAGGAAAGCAUCUGGGACAAAAUUGGAACGCUGGGAAGGAAGAAGCGCAUAAAGGAAGUGCAAGAAAUCCAGGAGGAGGGCAAGAUUGCGAUCGACUCCCCCGGCAGCCCGAAUGCACCGAUCAUCCCGCCGGAGGACUACAACCUGGAGGACAAUGAAUCUCGCUCGAUCAUUCAGCCUGCCUCGCUGCAGAUGCCAAAGGUGAAGGAGCUGCUGCAGGUGCUGAUCGACUGGAUCAACGACGAGCUGGUGGAGGAGCGAAUCAUCGUCACCAACAUCGAGGAAGAUCUGUACGACGGCCAGGUGCUGCAGAAGCUGUGGGAAAAGCUGUCCAACAACAAGCUGAACGUGCCGGAAGUGACCCAGUCAGCAGAAGGCCAGCGCCAGAAGCUGUCCGUCGUGCUGAAUGCGGUGAAUCAUACGCUCGGCUACCAUCACAACACCCCAAAGUGGACGGUGGAAAGCAUACACACGAAGAACAUUGUGUCGAUCUUGCAUUUGCUCGUUGCGCUGGUGCGCCAUUACCGUGCCCCGAUCCGGCUGCCCGACAACGUGUUCGUGACGGUCGUGAUGGUGCAGAAGCUGAACGGAAAGCUCACCAGCCAGCGGUUCCAGGAGCAGAUCACCCAAUCGUACGAUGACGUUGGCAUGCGGUGCGAACCGGACGCGUUCGAUACGCUGUUCGACCAUGCGCCGGACAAGCUGAAGGUGGUGCAGCGUUCGCUGAUCUCGUUCGUGAACAAGCACCUGAACAAGCUGAACUUCGAGGCGGCCGAUCUCAACACGGACUUUAAGGACGGUGUGUUUCUGUGUCUGCUGAUGGGGCUGCUGGGUGGAUUUUUCGUACCGCUGCACGAUUUCCACCUCACGCCAAAGGACGCCGAUCAGAUGACGCACAACGUGGCGUUCGCGUUCGAGCUGAUGAUGGACCAGGGCCUGAGACCGAAGGCAAGGCCGGAGGAUAUCGUAAAUAUGGAUUUGAAGUCCACGCUCCGGGUGCUGUACACACUGUUCACGAAGUACCGCAACAAUCCGUGAGCGCGACGUGACAGGGACCGAUGGAAAGAUGAAGCGUCAAGCGCCCGUUACUCGACAGCUAAUCCCAAUGUGCCUUCCGUGUUUUGUUUCUGUAACUGUUGUGUACUGUGCUGCAACACGUGUGGUACGAGUAUAGAGAGUAUUAACAUAGGAAAACUAAUUAUAUUUAUACCCGAUCAAUGUCCCGACGAGAAGUGCUAAAAGAGAGAGGGAGAGAAUAUGUGUGUUUGUGCCUUCAGUCAGUGUUUUUUUACAACUUAACUAGUGAUUAUUAAAUCCAUAACAAUCGAUGUUUGCUAACGUUUGCUGGUGAAAUAAAACGUUAACGCGAAACUAACCCAAAGGAA